AUGAAGGGACUCAGAGGUCUGGCAGCACCAACCCUGGCUCUUUUCCUGGUGUUCUCCCUCAUGGGAGAUUCCAGCAGUGCACCGCAGAGACUCUUGGAGAGAAGGAACUGGACUCCUCAAGCUAUGCUUUACCUGAAGGGCGCACAGGGCCGCCGCUUCAUCGCAGACCAGAGUCUGAAGAAGGAGCAGUCGGAGCGGCCGCAGCCGGAAAGACGAAGUCCAAAUGCCCGAUUCCUAACUCUCCCAGAGGCAGCGGCUCUGCUAGUGGCUUCCUUUCAGAAACCACAAGAAGCGGGAGAAGAAAACCUUGAUCCAACCAGAUUUUUGGACGACAGUCUGCUGAACUUGUGA
Molecule: messenger RNA, 351 nt
Organism: Pipistrellus nathusii (Nathusius's pipistrelle)
Lineage: Eukaryota; Metazoa; Chordata; Mammalia; Chiroptera; Vespertilionidae
Source: the annotation of a GenBank genome assembly